This is a messenger RNA of Stylophora pistillata, 450 nucleotides long. RefSeq lists its product as uncharacterized. NCBI's taxonomy places the organism in Eukaryota, Metazoa, Cnidaria, Anthozoa, Scleractinia, Pocilloporidae. Gene Ontology annotation, molecular function: nucleic acid binding. Gene Ontology annotation, biological process: DNA integration. The record is from RefSeq and is a predicted model, not a curated record.
UAUAAAAGCAGGAACGUUGAAGAGUUUCACCAUACUUACAAUGCACUGGAGCAACUGUGAUCAGACGUUAGUGUGUCAUCAGAAGAUGAAGGCGUUGGUAUUACAUUUUACUCUUCUCCUUUCCGUUUCCAUGCCCAUAGGUUUCUGUCAAGGUGAAAUUGUGUCAGUCCAUUAUCAUGCCUCUGGAGUGGUUUUAAAUCACAACUUCACAAAAGAUUUCUUUCUGGAAGAUCAGAGAGUUUGCAGGCCAUGCAACACUCUUGCUAAUGAUAUCAAGACUGGAUUUUGGAAAAUGUUUGACUUUUUUGUCAAAGCCAACCUCUUCGGAGAUUCGUCCUUACUAAAUAAGGCUUCAGAGGGCGUUUUCUUCAGACCUCCAUCAGUUGGUGGACCCGAUAUCAACGGAACAUAAGCAACUAAAUUUCCCCCUAAAGCAGAAAAAGAGUAAAG